GGCCAAUAGCGUCGCCCCUCGGACGGUCGUCGGUCGUGCGCGCUUUUGUGGGGACCAGCAGGCAGCGGGGGACCAGGGUGCUCAUUUCCGUUUUCGAUUCGACGUCACCUCCAACUCCGAAAAGCCCGUGUGUUUUGUGUUUCUUUCGGGCCACGAUGAUUAUUAUCGCUAAUUUCACAUUGAAGCUUUUGACACUGGAAUUGAGUUUCUUCGGACAUUAAGGCAAACACACAUACACAUACGUAUAUAAAUAGUCUUCAAAAUAUACCGACGUAGCAGAGGAAACGCAUUGCUGGUCUUACGACGCAAGGAUAAAGGAAGAUCCAGGAAGAUAGCGAAACACAUUCUCCGCAUAAAGAGUAGUAAUUGAAGACAAAUUAAGGUGCGGAGAUUGGUGACUGCAAAGCGCAACUCAGGAAUAUCGUAAACAUGGGCAUUCAAGACUUGCAAACUUUCCUGGACAGCAAUUGCGUGCAAGGUGGAUCCGUGCCUAUAGAUUUGUUGAAGAUUGCACGUGUGGUUGCGCAAAAGUCACAACGUAAUCGUGUAAUUAAGGGACAACAGUUGCACACCUUUGGUAAAUUCAGGCUAGUCCUUGAUGGAGAGUGCUGCUUGGAUCGAUUAUACGGUGGAUUUUUCUCAGAUUGGGCUUGCGGCGGACAGUGGAAUCGCAUGCUCCAGUUUCUCGCGGUUCUCAUACAAGCGAUGGAGAUGUCAGGACUAGAAAUAGCUGUAUUCUUUAAUGGAUGUUUCGAGCCUCUCCGGCGAGCAGAUUGGGUACAACAUCAAUUGCAAAUGCGUGCAAAAGUUAACAAUGUCCUGAAACACAUAACAACGAAAGGUACGCCGCCGCCGAAAAUCUGGUGGACUCCCCCAGUAUGUUUAAGGACAAGCUUACGCAUGGCUCUUAGGCAUUUGAAUGUCACAGUUUUGUGUAGCAUGGACGACCAUCACCAGGAAGUCAUUGCGUAUUGUCGCGAGAAUAAUUACAAUGGGUUGAUAGCUGAUGAUGCAGAAUACGCUGCAUUCGACCCUCCACGAUACUUUUCGUCUGAACAAUUGAAGCUUACAUACAAGGGUUCUCUUGACACAAAAGAAUAUAUGCUCUCUGAAUUCACUAAAGCCCUCAACAUACCAUCCGACAGGCUGUGUAUACUAGCAGCUUUACUUGGCAAUUACAUAUUGACCGAAAGUGACUUGGCUGAUUUCUACAAGAAUCAUAACAUUAGUACUAACGUAUUAAACAAGACGAGCGUCGAACAAAUGAUCAAGACGAUUGCAAACUUUGUCAGGGAACUUUCGUCCGUAGAGUUGGAUGUAGUUUCGCAAAAAGUCUUCGGUUCCACCUCGGACCCAAGGUGUUCUAAAUUGAGACAGUCUGUCCAAUAUUAUUUGAAUGGAACAAAAGAGGGAUUUCUACACUAUAAGCCUGUGAAACCAACAAGAGUUCACAAAUUAGAUUCCAAGCCGAGCUCACAGGCUCAAUCGAAUCUGUCGGACACGCCAUCAGCCUCGGAAGGUGAUUCCAACUUGGAAACAUCGAGAUUCGCGUCCGAAACUCUGGAGAGCGAACGCGAGAGUUUGAACGCGUACAAACAGGCAACUGCUAAUGCCAAAGCAGCGCCGCAAAUUGUGAUCGAUCCACCCGGGCUUCAGAGUCACGGAGACUCUGAUAAAGACGCCAUACGCACAGAGGAUGAACAAAGUGAUGGACACGCCAUCAACGGUACUCACAAUCUCCUGAUUAGCUCGUCGAGUUCGAGUAGUAGCUCCUCUGCAACGUCACCUUCCCACGCAACAGCUGAUUCUGCGAGGCAGCCGGAAAAAACGGCCAAUAUCCCCGUCACAUCGCCGGAGGUCAUGCGUACCGCUUCGGAGCGUCAUCAGAAGGGACUGAUGUCACCGUACAUCUAUCAAAUUCUUAUCGCAGGCGAAAUCAAAUUGCCAGUUCUGUUGGAGGAUGAGAACCAUCGCGAAUUCCCUUCCAUUCACGUGAUUUACAGACCAAUCCGACAAAUGGUAUAUGCGAUUCUGUUCAAUCUUCAUCAUCGGAUGUAUCUAGCUACAAAGAGUAAAGAAAAGGGUGACAGCGAGAAAGUCGAAGUCCCAGAUGUGAUAAUAAAGGAAUGGGUAUGGUCCAAGAGCAAUCCAUAUCAGACUCCAGAAUUGGUGAAGGCAGAACAGAUUGGUUGGGGCGUUCCCACAAUACAACGUUUAUGGUUUGGCACAGUUAUCGAUGAUAAGCGGCGUAGACUUAGGGGAUUCCUAACUUGCAUGAGGUCGGACACGCCUCUCAUAUUAAAUACCUCAUACGUUCCGCAACAUCUAUUGGUCAUGGCUUGUGUCUUGAGAUACAUCAUGUCUUUCUCCGACAAGAUAAAAAUUCUACGCCGUCAAGAGCUGGAUGCCUUCAUCGCGCAAGCUUUCUCACCAGAACUUAUGAAUGCUCAGUAUCUACAAGAUCUGCAGCUUCCACUAGUGACGUCGCGCGGAGUACAACUGGCUACCUUGUUCAUGGCUGGUAUAGAGACCGCGCUAUUAGCGAACGACGCUUGCGGCGCACCGAUUCCAUGGUUAAUGUGCUGCCCCUGGCUUUAUUUCGACGGUAAAUUGUUUCAUCAUACGCUCGCUCGUGCCACUAUUGCCAAAAAUCUACUGGAGCUCUGCAGUGGCCACAUUGACCGCGUGGUUAAAGUCGAAAGGAUGAGGAAAGCGAUACUCGAAGGAAUUACCCCGAUGUUUGCUCGCCCACCGUUGCCUGUCGCACCAGGUAUUCGCGUAUCAGUUCCCUCGAAUAUUCUGCCUGCUGGUUGUCCUCCGGCCAUUAACGAGAAUCUGAUGCGCGGUGGUCGAGGCAGCGGAACGAUGCAACCUCAACGGGGUCUAAUGCGACGUCCUAUCCCAUCGCGAGGUGGUCAGUUGGAGAUCGCUGGAGUGGUAGUGGGUCAGUGGGGCCCGAAUUACGGGCAACCUGGUCGACCCAUGCCACAACCGUUGCAGGGUCAUCCUCGUGGACGAAUUCCACCGCAGGUAACGUCUAUUGGUGGGCUCAAGUACGGUCUUCCCCGUGGAUUUAAUCCGAUAAAUCGGCCGACCUUUCAGACACGCGGGACCAACCGUGCCCCGAUCGCCGGACGUGGAAAGAAGACUCAAAUGAAGGUAACUGGCAAGAAGAAGACUGCUAUUAAAAAGACUACUACCGAGAAAAAAGACGGCAGGAACCGUGGUACCAUUAACGAUGAAAUCACAGAUUAUAACGAAACUGAAAGCGAUGACGCAGCUCGUGGAGUGUUGACGAAGGACGCACUGCCAGUAGCAGGUCAGUUUGAUGACGCGGUGGAAAAUGGUGGUAAAGGCAUGGAAAAGGGACAGGGUGAUGCACCGCUCGUCGCUCCAGUGGCCACGGAAAGCUAGAUAUUAUCGGCGUACAAAGAGAAAAUCUCACGAAAAUUGUAACCACUUCCCGACCAUGACUUAAGACUGCUAACAAUCUACGUAUAUGUUCUAUGAGCGAUUGUGCAUUAGUAACACUUGAAUAUCCAUUUCUGAAAUUGUCACGCGGAAAUCUUUCUUGGUAAUGUCAUUAUCAAAAUGUAAUCGAAAAAAUAUUCACAGAAAGAUUUAUAUAUUAUUAAGCUGACGUCAGACUAUGCAUGUACUCGUCAUUCGUAAUUCGUAAUGGUUUGCGAAAAUCCUGCGUGGAUUCUCUAUUCGCAAUCGAUAUUUGCGAUUUAUGACUUUAGCGUUUAUUGACAAAUAGAUGUCCAUUUCGUUGUCGAUUUGAAAAUUUUCGUUUCAUUACCAAUUUUGUUCAUUAUAAUUGAUAAUUCAGAUUGAAAACAACAAUUAUAAUUGAUAAUUCAGAUUGAAAACAAAGAGAUU
This is a messenger RNA of Camponotus floridanus (Florida carpenter ant), 3882 nucleotides long. Its product is annotated as constitutive coactivator of PPAR-gamma-like protein 1 homolog. The coding region runs from base 430 to 3414 and encodes 994 amino acids. Gene Ontology annotation, cellular component: nucleus. The transcript has 16 exons. Lineage: Eukaryota; Metazoa; Arthropoda; Insecta; Hymenoptera; Formicidae. The record is from RefSeq and is a predicted model, not a curated record.